Messenger RNA from Saccharomyces paradoxus, 4143 nucleotides. It is a transcript of the gene EDE1, whose product is annotated as Ede1p. Gene Ontology annotation, cellular component: plasma membrane; cytoplasm. The transcript has a single exon. Gene Ontology annotation, biological process: endosomal transport; endocytosis. Bases 1 to 4143 code for a protein of 1380 amino acids. The record is from RefSeq and is a predicted model, not a curated record. Gene Ontology annotation, molecular function: calcium ion binding; protein binding. Lineage: Eukaryota; Fungi; Ascomycota; Saccharomycetes; Saccharomycetales; Saccharomycetaceae.
AUGACAUCUAUUACUUUUAGGGCUCCGUUAUCCUCUCAGGAACAAGCCUUUUAUAAUCAGAAAUUUCAUCAGUUGGAUGCGGAAGAUCUCGGGGUGGUCACUGGCGAGGCAGUGAGACCACUCUUUGCGUCUUCUGGGCUUCCAGGGCAAAUACUAUCUCAAGUUUGGGCUAUGGUUGAUAUAGAUAAUAAGGGGUUUUUGAAUUUUAACGAGUUUUCAGCUGCUUUGAGAAUGAUUGCUCAAUUGCAACAAGCCCCUAACCAACCAAUUUCCACUGCACUGUAUGAGAACGCACCCACUCAACUGGCUGCUCUUUCUAUAAGCCAGAACCCAACUCCUAUGCAAAGCACUAGUGGAACAGCCAAUGCAAAUAACACUGAAAUUCCUCCCUUAUCCGCGAAUGAUAUUGCUAAAUUUUCACAAUUGUUUGACAGGACAGCAAAGGGUGCUCAAACGGUUCCUGGAGAUAAAGCGAAGGACAUAUUUUUAAAGGCAAGAUUACCAAAUCAGACUUUGGGCGAAAUUUGGGCUCUUUGUGAUAGAGACACUUCCGGUGUUUUAGACAAAUCUGAGUUUAUAAUGGCCAUGUACUUGAUUCAACUUUCUAUGUGUCAUCAUCCUAGCAUGAACCCACCACCUGCUGCGUUACCUACCCAGUUGUGGGAUUCUAUUCGUUUAGAACCUUCUAUUGUUAACCAACAAAACAGGACUACUCCCUUGAGUGCAAACUCUACGGGCGUAUCUUCACUAACAAGGCAUUCCACCAUAUCACGCCUAUCUACCGGUGCAUUCAGUAAUGCCGCUUCAGACUGGUCUUUAAGUUUUGAAAAAAAACAACAAUUUGAUACAAUCUUUGAUUCGUUAGAUAAGCAACAUGCCGGCUCGCUAAGUUCUGCUGUGUUGGUUCCCUUCUUCUUAUCGUCUAAAUUAAACCAAGAGACGUUGGCCACCAUCUGGGACUUAGCUGACAUUCAUAACAAUGCUGAAUUCACCAAAUUAGAAUUUGCCAUUGCCAUGUUUUUAAUUCAAAAAAAGAAUGCUGGUGUCGAGUUACCGGAUGUUAUUCCCAAUGAAUUAUUGCAAUCCCCCGCUCUGGGGCUAUAUCCACCAAACCCACUUCCUCAACAACAAAGCGCACCUCAAAUUGCCAUCCCUUCAAGAGCAAGUAAGCCAUCCUUACAGGAUAUGCCACACCAAGUAUCAGCACCAGCUGUUAGUACUCAACCAGCGGUUCCACAAGUUCUUCCCCAAAACUCAAACAACGGUUCUUUGAGUGAUUUACUGGCUUUGAAUCCAUCAUUCAGCUCCCCUUCUCCCACUAAAACACAAGCUGUGAUUCAGAACAACACAAAUAAUAGUUUCUCAUAUGAUAACAGCGGCCAAGCAACAUUACAACAACAACCACAGCAACCCCCAACUUUAACCCAUUCCUCUUCUGGGUUAAAAAAAUUUACGCCAACGUCGAACUUUGGGCAGAGUAUAAUUAAGGAAGAACCAGAGGAACAAGAUCAACUAAAGGAGACUCGUGAUGCCUUUAGCGCCCAACCUCCACCAGUUCCAAAGCAUGCUUCAAGUCCAAUCAAACGUGCAGCUUCUACAACACUGCCACAAGUUCCAAACUUUUCUGCGUUUAGCAUGCCAGCAGGCGCUGCCACUAGUGCUGCCACUGGUGCCGCUAUGGGUGUGGCAGUGGGUGCCGCCGCUCUAGGCGCAUCUGCUCUUUCAAGAUCUUCCAAUAAUGCGUUUAAGAACCAGGACUUAUUUGCAGAUGGUGAAGCUUCAGCUCAGUUAUCUAACGCUACCACUGAAAUGGCCAAUUUAUCGAACCAGGUAAACUCCCUGUCCAAGCAAGCAAGCAUAACCAAUGAUAAAAAAUCAAGAGCCACUCAGGAGUUAAAGCGUGUUACCGAGAUGAAGAAUUCUAUUCAAAUCAAAUUGAACAAUUUACGUUCUACCCAUGACCAAAACGUUAAACAAACCGAACAGCUUGAAGCACAACUAAUUCAAGUAAAUAAAGAAAAUGAAACAUUAGCACAACAGUUGGCUGUCUCCGAAGCAAACUACCAUGCCGCUGAGUCCAAACUCAAUGAACUAACUACUGAUUUGCAAGAAUCUCAAACCAAGAAUGCUGAACUGAAAGAACAAAUUACGAAUUUGAAUUCGAUGACAGCCUCUUUACAGUCACAGUUAAAUGAAAAACAACAACACGUCAAGCAAGAAAGGUCAAUGGUAGAUGUUAAUUCUAAACAGCUAGAGUUGAAUCAAAUUACAGUAACAAACUUGCAGAAAGAAAUCAAUGGUCUUGGCGAAAAGAUAAGCGUUUAUUUAACUAAGCAAAAGGAAUUGAAUGAUUAUCAAAAGACGGUGGAAGAGCAGCACGCGCAAUUACAGGCUAAAUAUCAAGAUUUGUCUGACAAGGAUACUGAUUUAACAGACCGUGAAAAACAAUUAGAAGAACGUAACAAACAGAUUGAAGAACAAGAAAAUCUUUACCAUCAGCACGUUUCUAAGUUGCAAGCAAUGUUCGACGAUCUAUCCCAGAGGAAGGCUUCUUUUGAAAAAGCUGAUCAAGAAUUAAAGGAAAGAAACAUCGAAUAUGCCAAUAAUGUGAGAGAGUUAUCCGAAAGACAAAUGAAUUUAGCUAUGGGGCAAUUACCUGAAGAUUCUAAGGACAUUAUUGCGAAAAGCGCCUCUAAUACAGAUACAACGACUAAAGAAGUCACACCGAGAGAAAAUGUUCACGAAGAUACAGUAUCCAAAUUUGUUGAGACUACUGUUGAGAAUUCAAAUUUGAAUGUUAACAGGGUUAAGGACGAUGAAGAAAAGACAGAAAGAACCGAAAGUGACGUAUUUGAUAGAGACGUUCCAACUUUAGGAUCUCAAAGCGAUAGUGAAAACGCCAAUACAAACAACGGUACUGAGCCUGGAAAUGAGACAGCAAACGCAAACUUAACUGAAACAUUAAGCGAUAGAUUCGAUGGUGAUUUGAAUGAAUAUGGUAUUCCAAGAAGCCAAUCGUUAACUUCGUCAGUUGCAAACAAUGCUCCUCAAUCCGUCAGAGAUGAUGUUGAGUUGCCAGAAACACUAGAAGAACGCGACACCAUCAAUAAUGCUGCGAAUAGGGAUAAGACCGGAAACUUGUCGCAUAUUCCCGGCGAAUGGGAAGCUGCCCCUGCUACUGCUUCUACCGAUGUUUUGAGCAACGAAACCACAGAAGUUAUUGAAAACGGUAGUACCACGAAAAGGACUAAUUCGAAUGAAGACGGUGAGUCGGUCAAUUCUAUCCAAGAAUCCCCAAAACUCUCUGCUCAACCAAAAGCAAAGACAAUAAAUGAGGAGUUUCCACCAAUCCAGGAAUUACAUAUCGAUGAAAGCGAUUCAUCCUCUUCAGAUGAUGAUGAGUUCGAAGAUACCAGAGAAAUUCCAUCAGCAACAAUGAAAUCCUCUCAAACUCCGUACAAUCCUCAAUCUAAACCAAGUUUGGGCAUUGACGCUGAACAAAAUUUAAAAUAUCAAGCUCAGAAUACUUCUCUUUCACAUAAUGAGGGUGGUUCUCAAGAACCAAACGCUGGUUUCAUUCUGCCUGCUAAGGACGAAUUUGAUGACGAGUUCGCAGGAUUAGAGCAGGCCGCAGUAGAGGAAGAUAAUGGUGCUGAUACAGAAUCAGAAUUUGAGAAUGUUGCCAAUGCUGGGUCGAUGGAGCAAUUUGAAACCAUAGACCAUAAGGAUCUCGAUGAUGAAUUGCAAUCAAAUACUUUUACAGGGACGUUAACUAGCUCAUCAAAACCACAAGUUCAACAACAAUCAGCCAGUGAUCCUGCUCAAGUAAGCAACGAUGAGUGGGACGAGAUUUUUGCUGGAUUUGGUAAUUCCAAAGCUGAGCCAACCAAGAUAGAUGCGCCAACGAAUAUAGCUGCGCCAAGUAUUCCACAACAGCCGGUCCCAUUGAAGAAUGAUCCGAUUAUUGAUGCUAGUUUGCAAAAAGGUUCAAUAGUUAACCGCGGAGUUGCAACUACUCCAAAGUCCCUAGCCGUUGAAGAGUUAAGUGGCAUGGGGUUCACGGAAGAAGAAGCACAUAACGCCUUGGAAAAGUGCAACUGGGAUUUGGAAGCCGCCACCAACUUUUUGUUGGAUAGUGCUUAG